Messenger RNA from Colletotrichum navitas, 2581 nucleotides. RefSeq names its product BTB/POZ domain-containing protein. NCBI's taxonomy places the organism in Eukaryota, Fungi, Ascomycota, Sordariomycetes, Glomerellales, Glomerellaceae. Bases 244 to 2184 code for a protein of 646 amino acids. The transcript is spliced from 3 exons. The record is from RefSeq and is a predicted model, not a curated record. Gene Ontology annotation, molecular function: protein binding. Gene Ontology annotation, cellular component: cytoplasm; ubiquitin ligase complex.
CAGGUUCCUAGUAGGCAGGUCUCACGUGGUCCGUGCGGAGGCGACUCGUUAGAACAUGGAGAUAUCGGACUUGACGUGACCAGUGAAUCAACACCUCGUUCUCCUCCUUGAUUGUGUGCGAAUCUUGAGGCGAUUUUCUGGGAUAUAUCCUCUUCUUUGGUGCAUUUUGCCUCUUUGGUCUCGUUCUGCUGGGGUAUUGGCUAGACACAUUGCUGGACUGUUCUUCCAAGCAACGCCUUCACGAUGGUGCUUCGGAAAGACGAACUCGAAAUACAGCUCAAAAACGAGAAAGAAUUGAUCAAAAAUGGCGUGCUGAGAGAGGACAACCCCUUGGACCAAUCAGUCGAGUUCGAGGCCUUCUUGCUGGCCUGCAGAAGGGGUGACUUGAAAACGUGUCAAGAACUCAUCUCGGCCGGUGUGAACAUCAACGGCAAGGACCGCUUUGACUACACCCCUCUGAUUAUUGCAAGCCUUUGUGGUCACUUGGAGCUCGUAAAGCUGCUCCUGGAUUCGGGUGCUCUGGCUGAGAGAAACACAUUCCAAGGAGAGCGAUGCAUAUACAACGCCCUCAAUGACAAGAUACGGAAUCUUCUCCUAGAGUACGACUACUCCAAAUCCACGGACCCCUUGCAACCCUGGGCGGGACACAUCACCAGCCUCCUCACAAAGCACGUCCCCAAGACGACCGACAUUAGCUUGAUCGCGGCAGCGCAGUCCUUCGACCUGCACAAGUUCCUCCUGGCCGCACGGACGCCCUACUUCAGGAAGAAGUUGGCCGACGCCCCGGACACCACGACCUGGAGGCUGCCGCCCACCCUCCCGCUCGAGUCCUUCCAGGUCGCCCUGCGCUACCUCUACCUCGGCGAGGUCCCGAGGGACGUGCUCAACGCCCAGAGCACCGUGACGGAGGAGGAGGUCCUCACCGGCAUCGACAAGCUGAGCAAGCACCUCGAGAUCGACCAGCUCUGGGAGGCCAUCCUCGCCGGCAACGACCGUCGGCUCGCGCGUCAGCGGUACGAGGACGAGGUGAAGCGCGCGCAGGGCCAGGUCGAGCGGUUCUACCGCGAAAAGGUCCUGGGCCACAAGAUGGUCGUCGAGACGAAGCGGGUGGCCGACGUCAAGUGGCGGCACGACAACUCUAUCUUCGCCGACUGCCUCCUCUGCGCGCACGAGCCCGAGGGCGACGGGACGGACGACGACGCGGACGACGCGGACGACGUCGUCCACCUCAACGGCAUCCCCCUCGGCCCGACCGCCAACGGCGACAAGCCGAAGCGGAGGCCCAGGAAGUCAGUGGUCUACCCCGUGCACAAGGCGAUGCUCAUCCGCAGCCCGUACUUCGAGACCAUGUUCUCCAGCGAAUUCAAGGAGGCGCAGGACUCGGAGCACCUCCACGUCGUCAGCGUGGACUGCGCGCCCGACGUCCUCGAGAUCGUCCUCACCUUCCUCUACACCGAAAAGGUCGACUGCCCGCUGGACCUCGCCCUGGACCUGCUGUACACGGCCGACAUCCUCUUUCUCGACAAGCUCAAGACCAAGGCGGCGCAAGCCAUCAGCACCCUGGGCAGCGGUAACGCUAACGUGUGGGCCGACCGCACCCACGCCCCGGCGGACAGGGAGGGGGCGGGCCAGCCCGAGAUGGAGCCCGUCAAUAUCUACGACGUGAUCCACGCCGCCUGGGACCUGAGGGUGCAGCGCCUCGAGGAGUUCGCCGCGCGGUACCUCGCCGACCGGCUGGAGGACUACAUCGACGAGCCCGAGUUCGGCGAGCUCAUCAAGGAGAGCGCCGAGAGGAUCAGAGACCGCCAGGAGACGGACACGAUCGAGCUGCUAGACGACAUCCGGUACUACCUGGGCGAGCGCUUCCGCCUGCGCUUCGAGGACGCCAACCUGGACGAGAUGAUGGACGAGGAGGGCGAGAUCGACGCCGCCGUAGCCGAGACCCUCGCCGCGGAGAGCGAGCGGCAGGUCGACGAGAAGGGCGAGCGCGUUGCUGCUGCUGCCAGCCCUCGGGAAGUGGCACCCGCCGUACCUUCUGCGGAGGACGGUGGCCAGGGUGACGGGGGCGUCAAGACCCUGGGCGGGGAGGUGGCCGAGGACGAGUUCGCGUCGGACGCGAUCAACUACCAGAUCCUGCUCGGAAAGAUCGACGCGGUGCUGGACCGCUUGAAACUGGACGCGUAGACGGUGUGUGCUAGAUGCCCCUAGAGUUAGACAAGACCAUCGCCCAUUGUUGGCGGGACUUAUAUUACAGUUCGCUCAUGACACAGGGCCGCGUCCAGGCCUUGGGCCAGGGUUCAACUCCGUGUUCAUCUGAUGAUACGUAAGCGGGCGCCCAAGAGCUAUAUGAGAGGUGUCCGGGUUUCGAACCCGGAAACAAGCGCUAUAGUAAGGGCGAAUUUGGGUUGUCUACAAGGGGAUCGCCUGGAACAACGGGGUCAGAUAUAAAACAGUGCAUUGGCUAUGCUUAGAUGGUUCCUUGGCCUCCGGCCAUGAAAUCAGCAGCGCGAGUCUCUCGUGCAGGCGGCCGCCAACACCAACAAACAAUUGAUCGCAAUCUCUCGUUCAUUUUUUAUUUUUA